Caenorhabditis elegans is the source of this 2881-nucleotide messenger RNA. RefSeq names its product SAC domain-containing protein (gene figo-1). The record is from RefSeq and is marked reviewed. The coding region runs from base 17 to 2734 and encodes 905 amino acids. Gene Ontology annotation, cellular component: endomembrane system. NCBI's taxonomy places the organism in Eukaryota, Metazoa, Nematoda, Chromadorea, Rhabditida, Rhabditidae. The transcript is spliced from 7 exons. Gene Ontology annotation, molecular function: phosphatase activity; phosphatidylinositol-3,5-bisphosphate 5-phosphatase activity. Gene Ontology annotation, biological process: phosphatidylinositol dephosphorylation; glycerophospholipid metabolic process; phosphatidylinositol-3-phosphate biosynthetic process.
AUAAAACCUCGUAGUGAUGCCAUGUCGGCUGCGAAAAAUCACAGUUUAUGAAACAAAAAGUCGUUUUUAUAUAAUCGGAUGUGAUAGCACGGGCUCUCGAUAUAAUGUGCUUAAAAUCGAUAGAAUUGAUCCAAAAGCAUUGAUAACUGGAGAACCUGAAUAUGAUUAUACACGAGAGGAAAUACUUGAAUUAUUAGCAACGAUUUCAGAUGGAAGUUCGGUUGUAUACCGAUCUUCAUCGAAAAAAGGAACAAAAAGUGGACUCAUCGAACGAGCAACAAAUGCAUUUGGAAUUCUUGGAUGUGUACGAUUUGUUGAAGGAUAUUAUUUGAUUAUAAUAACCCGUGCUCAUGCAGUCGCCACACUCGGCUAUCAUCCUGUUUAUAAAAUCGUUGAAGUUGCAAUGAUCCCGAUUGCAAUGGACGGAGUAUCAACGAGUUCAGAAGAGCAAAAAUAUGUAAAAUUAUUUCAAUCGGUGGAUUUGAGUACUGAUUUUUAUUUCUCAUACUCGUAUGAUAUGAGUCGGACGUUUCAAGAGAAUUCUCUGCGAAGUGAUUGGAAUAAUCAUGGACAGAGACGACUGGAAGCAGAUGAAAGAUUUGUUUGGAACUCUUUCCUACUCGAACCUCUUCGUAAAAACUUGAUCAGUGAACGAUGGUUUGUCGAAAUUGUACACGGCUAUGUUCGUCAAGAGUACAUUUUUCUACCAAUUGGUCGAAUUUCCCUCACAAUAAUCGGACGCCGAUCUACCAAAUAUGCUGGAACUCGAUUCCUGAAAAGAGGCGCAAAUCCGACAGGAAACGUAGCGAACUAUGUGGAAACCGAGCAAAUUGUUUGGGACAUGGCGUCUUCGGGAAAUGUAGCUGACGGACGGUUCAGCAGUUUUGUUCAAAUGCGCGGUUCGGUGCCAAUGCGUUGGUCUCAAGAUCCAUCGACACGUGGAGUUGUUGGAAAACCAUUGAUUCUAAUUGAUAAUCAUGAACCACAUGCUCAAACUGCAGCUUCACACUUUCGUGAUGUUCGGAAUAAAUAUGGAAAUCCAAUUGUCAUUAUGAAUUUAAUUAAACGAAAUGAAAAACGACGUCACGAAGGAGUUCUUCAUACUCAAUUUUUGAAGAAUAUUGAGUAUCUGAAUCAAUUUUUACCAAACGAAGAAAAACUAUGUUACAUUUCAUUUGAUGUGGCAAGAUGUAAUAAAGCGGCAAACUCAAUGCCAUCAAUCAAUGUUUUAAAUGUAAUGGAAGAUCUUUCAAUGAAAUCAAUUCUUAAAAAUGGAUGGUUUCAAUCAUUUCCUUUAAGUGAAGCUUUGAAAAUCCGACCUCGUGAAGCAUUUGCAACUUUGGAUGCUCAUCAUUCAAAAGAUGGGCGGUUUAUGAUACAACAUGGAAUUUGUCGAACUAAUUGUGUUGAUUGUCUUGAUCGUACCAAUGUUGCACAAUUUGUGAUUGCAAAAGUAGCACUUGGAUGCCAACUUUGUGCAAUGGGAAUACUCGAUGAACCAAAUCUCACUCUUCAAAGUGAAGUUUGUCGUCUUUUAGAGGAUAUGUUUGAUGAACACGGAGAUACAAUGGCUCUACAGUACGCUGGAAGUCAACUUGUACAUUCUAUUAAAACCUACAAGAAAACUGCGGCAUUUCAAGAAAGAAGACGCGAUGUUUUUCAAACCUUAUCUCGUUACUACAGUAAUACUUUCAAUGAUUGGGAUAAACAAAUGGCAAUUAAUUUAUUUCUUGGCGUAUUCCGUCCAAGAAUCACUACAAUGAAGAAUCUUUGGGAUCUAACCAGUGACUACAAUUUACAUUUUCCAUAUUCUUUGAAAAUUAACACUGAUUACUGUGCUUGGACUUUAUCUGAAAAAGAAUUAGAAGACCUAGUUUUUCUGGAUUAUGAUGAAAGUGAGAAUUCUGAUGGAUAUGUUGAAAUUCGAUCGAUUGAUGUUGAUGGAAGACGUGGUAGUGAAGGAAGUGAAUACAGGACACUUCUAUUUUCUUCUCAUGAAGAUUUUCGAGAUUAUCAUCGAACAUAUGAGUUUACAUCACUUGAUGAUCGAAUUGGAAGAUUAUUUAGUAUUGAAAAUCGAGCUAUUCAAGUUGAUGGAAUUAAUGAAGAACCGACGACACAUGCACAAUUCUUGAAAUUGUGGAAGACCACGGAAACCAAAGAAAAAGAUCAAAAGAAACCGAAUAAGAAAGACAAAGAGGAAAAAGAAUCUGAUGAUGAAGAUGACGAUGAAGAAAUCUCAACUCAAUGGUCAGAUGUUGUAGAAGCUCAACAGGAAUGGUACGAUCUUGUCAAUGCUCCGGGUAAUGUCACCACGACUCUACAGAAAUCUCCAACUAAACGAGAAUCUACUCCUCCUCGAAACACUUCAAGAGCUAAACGAUCACUAUUGAGCACUGGUCUUCAAUUUGCAAAAGAUAUUUAUCAUUUGGAUCAUUUAAAAACGCAACCAGAAGAACGACGAUAUUAUGAGAAAUAUGCAAUCACGGCUUUCAAGUGUAAUGUCAGAGAUUGGGAGAAGGUUAAGCCCACAUUACUCAGUGAAUUCAAGAUUACUUCGGAAGUUGAACCACGGCGACCCACAUUCUUCACCACUGAUGACUGUUACAGGACUGAAUCACCAGAAGUGAGCGGAAACUCUGCACGGUUUUACAUCAAAAGUUCACAUCCACUGACUACAGAAUGUUCGGCCCAAGAUUAUGGAUUCUUUUCAAAGUAUAUGCAAGCAACAUGAUUGACAAAUAAUUAUUUAUUCAUUAGAAUUAUUAUUAUUAUUAAUAGUAGUGUUUGUAUUAUUACAAGGAUUAACCGGGGGAGAAAUUCUGUGAUUUUAAAUUUAUAUUCACAUUGUAGGUAUAUGUUCAUAAAAAGCUUAACUGUG